AUGGACCUCGACCGCGCAGCACUGUUGAAACUCUAUCGCACCAUGAAAACCAUCCGCGACUUCGAAGAGCGGGGCAUACCGGAAACUGGGCAGCGCGAAAAAACACGCACUGACGUGUGCACUACCCCAUCGCAGCGCACUCACCGUGCACGCCACUGCAUCGCCAAGGGCGUCGACCCCAAGGGCAUGAUGGCCGAGCUCUUCGGACGCUCCACCGGGCCCAACAAGGGCAAGGGCGGCUCCAUGCACAUCGCUGAUAUGAGCAAGGGCAUGCUCGGCACCAACGGCAUCGUGGCCGGCAGCGUCCCCUUGGCCGUCGGCGCAGCCCUGACCUCCAAGCUGAAGUACGGCAACAAGCGGGUGGCCGUGGCCUUCUUCGGCGACGGCGGCGCCAACCAGGGCGUGUUGCACGAAUGCAUGAACCUGGCUUCCGUGUGGAAGUUGCCGGUCAUUUUCUGCUGCGAGAACAACGGCUACGCCGAGUCCACGCCGGUGGAGUACGCCCUUUCGACCAGCCGCGUCUCCGACCGCGCCCCCGGAUACGAUAUGCCCGGCAUCCACGUCGACGGGAUGGACGUCUUCGCAGUAUUCGAUGCAGCCCGAGAGGCGGUGGCUCGCGCCCGCGCCGGCGAAGGCCCCUCUCUGCUGGAAUGCCGCACCUAUCGCUUUUACGGCCACACUGUCUUCGACAACCCGCUUUCCUACCGCACCCAGGAAGAGGAAGACCACUGGCGGGGACGGGACCCGCUCAAGCUGUUCCGCGAGACAGUGAUCCACCAGGGUGAGAUCACCGCCGAGGAACUGGACUCCAUCGACACCGAAAUCGCCGCUCUGAUGGAGGAAGCGGUGAAGUUCGCCGAUGAGAGCCCUCUCCCCGAACCCCACGAGCUCUCCGAGACGCUUUAA
This is a messenger RNA of Geodia barretti, 906 nucleotides long. The record is from the annotation of a GenBank genome assembly. NCBI's taxonomy places the organism in Eukaryota, Metazoa, Porifera, Demospongiae, Tetractinellida, Geodiidae.